This is a messenger RNA of Numida meleagris (helmeted guineafowl), 1809 nucleotides long. It is a transcript of the gene MAP2K2, whose product is annotated as mitogen-activated protein kinase kinase 2. Gene Ontology annotation, biological process: protein phosphorylation. The coding region runs from base 45 to 1313 and encodes 422 amino acids. NCBI's taxonomy places the organism in Eukaryota, Metazoa, Chordata, Aves, Galliformes, Numididae. The transcript has 10 exons. Gene Ontology annotation, molecular function: ATP binding; protein kinase activity. The record is from RefSeq and is a predicted model, not a curated record.
CAUGCCCCGCCCCGCUCGGCCCGCAGGCGCGGCGCGGCCCGGCCAUGCCGGCCAAGAGGAAGCCGGUGCUGCCGGCCCUCACCAUCACUCCCAGCCCCGCCGAGGGACCCGGGCCCGGCGGCUCCGCAGAGGCUAACCUGGUGGACCUUCAGAAGAAGCUCGAGGAGCUGGAGCUGGAUGAGCAGCAGAAGAAGCGCCUGGAAGCUUUCCUCACGCAGAAAGCCAAGGUGGGAGAGCUGAAAGAUGACGACUUCGAGCGGAUCUCCGAGCUGGGGGCUGGCAACGGUGGUGUGGUCACCAAAGUGCAACACAAACCCUCAGGGCUCAUCAUGGCACGGAAGCUGAUUCAUUUAGAAAUCAAACCAGCCAUCAGGAAUCAGAUUAUCCGAGAGCUGCAGGUGCUGCAUGAGUGCAAUUCCCCAUAUAUUGUGGGUUUCUAUGGAGCCUUCUACAGCGAUGGAGAGAUUUCCAUCUGCAUGGAGCACAUGGAUGGUGGCUCUCUGGAUCAAGUGCUGAAAGAAGCCAAAAGAAUUCCCGAGGAAAUACUGGGGAAAGUCAGUAUAGCGGUUCUGAGAGGUUUGGCGUAUCUGAGAGAGAAGCACCAAAUCAUGCACAGAGAUGUGAAGCCUUCCAACAUCCUGGUUAACUCCCGAGGAGAGAUUAAGCUGUGUGAUUUUGGGGUCAGUGGUCAGCUCAUUGACUCCAUGGCAAACUCUUUUGUGGGAACUCGAUCCUACAUGUCUCCUGAGCGGUUGCAGGGCACUCAUUACUCAGUCCAGUCCGACAUCUGGAGCAUGGGUCUGUCACUGGUGGAGCUGUCUAUCGGAAGGUACCCAAUACCCCCGCCAGACUCCAAGGAACUGGAAGCAAUAUUUGGCCGUCCUGUGGUGGACGGGGCAGAGGGAGAAUCUCACAGCGUCUCGCCGCGGGCCAGGCCCCCAGGACGCCCCAUCAGUGGCCAUGGAAUGGACAGCCGGCCUGCAAUGGCCAUCUUUGAACUGCUGGACUACAUAGUUAAUGAGCCGCCUCCCAAGUUGCCAAAUGGAGUUUUCACACAAGAUUUCCAGGAGUUUGUAAAUAAAUGCUUAAUUAAGAAUCCAGCGGAACGGGCAGAUCUGAAGAUGCUGAUGGUAAAUGGGAAGAGCAAUCUUCUUUCUACAGUGGGUGGCACCAGAUCUGCAAGCUGCUGCCUCAUCCCAUCCCUUCCAGCCUCCCCUUGCUCUAAAGGCUGGAAACUUCCCUGGCUGAGCCUGAGAACCAAGUCCAGCCUGGGAGAGGGAGUGACUCACUUGCCUUUGACUCAAAGGCAGUGAUGUCAUCUAACCCCUGAGAGCCUGAUGCCCUUCCCCAGCAGAGCCCAGGAUGGGAACCUAAUGGCUCUAGCACCUCUCUGUGGCUGUGAAGGUGCCUGGGACAAACCUUUGCCUCUUGAGCAGGGUAGAAGAGCUGUUUAUCCCUGUGAACCUCACUUUUUCUUCCUCAGCCUAGUGCUGAGCCACAGCUGGCUGCCUCCCACUGCCCCUUGUAAAGGCAGCAGCCCACAUCCUCAUGUCCUUGUUUUGUGGCCACCCUGCUGUGCCUCUGCUCCUCCCUGCCCCAGGGAUGUCAGCUGGAGGGGGAUUAGGGUUUGCUCUCCAGGAGCAAACUGGACAGGGCUGAGCUCAGGAGCUGCAGCUCUGAACCCACACCAGGUUUGUCCUGUUUCCACCAUAGAAUUUUGGUUUGCUCUGGGGAUAGAGCAUGCAGGCUUUGUACCUCCACUCUUCUGUGUGCCCUGACUGCUUCAUGGCCAGGCACAAGAUGCACUGA